AGAUAUGCCGUAAUCUACCCAUGUGGGACUUAAGACGAUAUAACGAUUUGCCCAUGAACGCUCCUCAUGAGAAUAGCACAUUUUACAUAGCACCGAAAUCAACGAUGAGCUGUAUGUCCUCAUUGAUUUUCCCCAUCACAGGUGAAGGGACAGUGGAUAUCAAUUUGUAUAUAGACCUGAUCACACAUUUAGAUCAGAUUGUUAUCCUAGUAUUUCAAUCUAUGCCCAACGAACUUGAUGCUGUUGUUGCAAGUGUCGUCUUGUCCGCUGCAGACCCCAACUUGGCAAGAGGCUGGCAAACUGUAAAGGUCACUUUAGUUGGAUUAGGCGCUUAUAAUGGCUAUGUUACUCUUAUGGGCGUUGCAUCUGAAUCUUCAGUUAUACUAAUAGAUUCAAUCCGAUAUAUUGCACCGUCACACAGUGAAGAGUUAUGUCCAAUAUACGAAGAAGAUUAUACAACAGAUGGUGGAUAUAAAACGACCCUUGCAGAAACUACUUCUGACGAUUAUCCAAAUGACUUAUCGACAAGUAGUCUCAAAACAACUACCGACAUGACCUCAACAAACAGUCUGGAAACGACGAAAGUGACGACCUCGACUAGUGGUCCAGACAUAACUACUGAAACAAGCUCAAAAACCACUCUCGAUACGACUACAGAAAACUUCCCACAUACAAUCUCGACAAGUAGUCCAGACACAAGCACUGAAACAACUUCAACAACCAGUCUGGAAACGACUACAGAAAAUGAUCAAGAAGCAUGUUCCAUUACAAGUAAAUGCAAUCUGCGUAAAACUGACGUACGUGUUAAUGUGAAUAUUAAUAUAAAAUAAUGUAAAAAAACUACUCAACCAAUGAACUUAC
Vanessa atalanta (red admiral) is the source of this 861-nucleotide messenger RNA. Its product is annotated as A-agglutinin anchorage subunit-like. The record is from RefSeq and is a predicted model, not a curated record. The transcript has 2 exons. Lineage: Eukaryota; Metazoa; Arthropoda; Insecta; Lepidoptera; Nymphalidae. The coding region runs from base 21 to 830 and encodes 269 amino acids.